Molecule: messenger RNA, 540 nt
Organism: Pelmatolapia mariae (spotted tilapia)
Lineage: Eukaryota; Metazoa; Chordata; Actinopteri; Cichliformes; Cichlidae
Product: pteroicidin-alpha-like
Exons: 4
Coding region: 56-328 (90 amino acids)
Biological process (GO): defense response to bacterium
Source: RefSeq, a predicted model, not a curated record
CUUACACCACUUACUUUCCUUAGACAACAGUUGAAUUCCCUCUCAAUCAGAAAGGAUGAAGUGCACUAUACUGUUCCUUGUGCUGUCGAUGGUCGUCCUCAUGGCUGAACCUGGGGAAGGCUUUAUUUCCCAUCUUAUCGGUGGACUUUUUCAUGCUGGCAAGGCUAUCCAUGGCUGGAUACAACGUCGUAGACGAAGAGGGGAACUGGAGGUAGAGCAGGAACUGCAGCAACAACUGCAGCAACUGAAACAUCUUCAGCAACAGGAAAAGCUGAACCAACGCUUUAACCGAGAGCAGCUCAAACGAGAGAGAGUUGUUUUUAACUAGACUUCCACCUGAAAGAGAAAGUCUAAAACUCUUUACUGUUGUUGAAAAGAAUGCAUAACCUAAUUAACAUAACCACGCGUGGCUUUAAGACAUGUGUGAAUGAUUGAGUACAUGAUGAGAUGAUUCAAAGAGACAAAUAAGUUGUUUUAAAUAAAUUCUCAGUAAGGUUAAAUAUUCUGCAUCACUUGUAAUGUGUAGAACUGCUUUAUUAU